Ictalurus punctatus (channel catfish) is the source of this 4736-nucleotide messenger RNA. RefSeq names its product splicing regulatory glutamine/lysine-rich protein 1 (gene srek1). The transcript has 11 exons. The record is from RefSeq and is a predicted model, not a curated record. Gene Ontology annotation, molecular function: RNA binding. Gene Ontology annotation, cellular component: nucleoplasm. NCBI's taxonomy places the organism in Eukaryota, Metazoa, Chordata, Actinopteri, Siluriformes, Ictaluridae. The coding region runs from base 1996 to 3378 and encodes 460 amino acids.
AAUGUAUUUUUUUGUUUUAUUUGAAUUGGCGAAAUUAAAUAAAUUAAAAUGUUUGUUUGGUAAACGACCUUUUCUCUGUACUCAUGUUCGACGCACGUGGAUCGAAGAGGCGCGUCGUGAUGACGUCACGCGACGCGUCUCGGAACAAACCUGCGGAAAACCCGCGUUAAUUCUGAAAAAUUGCAAGCUCCUCCGAAUAUCGCGGGGUUCGCUUGAGUUCGCGUACACUUCAGUGAUCCGGGCGGGACCGGGUGAAAUGAGGAUCUGCUACGGAAGUCGUGUUUAAAAAAAUACUAGACCUUACGGCCAUUUAAAAAUAGGUUUUUUUUGUUUUGAUUUUUAAUACAGCGAUUGGUAUGAUCCGGGUUUAUCCGCCAAAACACCACGUUGAACCGCGCUCGGUCCGCCAGUUGACGACCCCUGCUAUAGAACACGACUAAUGGGUUAAAGCACAUAUACUCUAUUUCAUAGCACUGUAGGUGUACGAAGCCUUUUUGCUUUUUCCUGAUCAAGAAUUAAAAUGUAAUAAUGUUUGUGUCUAUGUGGACCGGUUGUAUUGCAAGGUGGUCUGUGAUUUAAAAAAAAUAAAAAAUUAACUUUUUUUUUUGCGCUCAAGGUUAUGAUUAAAGGCUACAUGUGUGUGUGUGUGUGUGUUGUGGUGGUAAUGUUGUGAGACACUCUGUCAUGGCUGUACGUGAGUAACUAGGCCUAUCUAACCAACCUGUUUCUUUUUUCUUUUCUUUUUUUUCCUUUUAUUUAUUUCUUUUUUUGACCCAAAUGAAGAAAUAAAAAGUAUGCAGUGUUGUUAAUAAACGAUGGUAUCCUAAAUGAGCUGAUCUGUCCCUGGAAUUGAAAAAAAAAGAAAAACAAACACAACAAAACAUUGCUUGUCCUCGUGACGUGCAGGAUGGCUUACUGCGUUAAUUAAUUUGGUUUCUGUAUGUUUUUUCUGUGUUGAUUAUGUGUGCAUAUCAGAUGACUAGAGUGGCCCAGGCGUUACAGUACUACACUAGCCUGACUCAAGGCUUUGUUUUCCAAGCCACUAAACCCGCUGGGGCCCACGCUGCCUUCAAGGGGGGAUUGUGACCAGGAGCGUAGCCGCUGAACCUUCCAAGAUGGACACCUUGUCUCUUUUUUUUUUUUUUUUUUCUGUUUCUUUUCCUUUUGUCUCUUUUAUUUUUUUUUCUCUGACAUUGUGUCUUGCCUCUUCGAAGAGGCUGUUGCAUAUUUCAUUGUGUUUGUUUCUUUUUUUUUUUUUUCCUUUUUUUUUUUUUUUCUUCUGUCCCCAAGUCCCCACCAUUCCUCCUCUUCCCUAUGCAGUUGUCCACUUUUGCGUGUCUCUCAAAGCUGUCCAGGUUGGCAUCCAGUAAUGGAGGGGAAUUUGAACGGUACACAGGCAGCCGUGGCUGGCGAUUAAUUCUGAUCUCUGUGUCUAAUCUCUCUCUCUCUUUCUCUCUCUCUCUCUCUCUCUAUCUCUCUCUCUCUCUCUCUCUCUCUCUCUCUCUCUCUCUGUCGGCAUUGCCAUGCUUUCACUUUGACUUAAGGAUCCUGUAUGAUAACCACAAAUGAGUACUAUAUUAACUUGAAUUAACCUCUACUUAAGAACUAAGGAAGUUACAGAUUAUUGGCUAUUUGCUUAAAAGGAAUCAGAAUUUUUUUUUUUUUUAUUGAAUCAGUUCAAUUCUAAUCUAUCUACGUGCUUUCCUCACCCAACACUAUCAGUUAUUAGACAGUCUUUCACUCGGCGCAUGCAAGAAUGAAUUAGACUAGCAGAGUUAAUAGAAAGAAAAGGAAGCUGCUUUAAUGUUUUCCCCCCCCUGAGUUAAACUUUUACAGGGGGGAGAGACGGGAUUUUUGAAAGACACUUAAAAUGUUCUUCUCUUCUGUAUCUGAUGUUCUGUGUGCUAUUAGUGACGCAGCCAACAUGAACGGUUGUCUUGUGUUGCACACCCUUUCCAACACUGCGACACGAUUGCCCCAAGGAGAAAAGCGCCCAUGCAUGAUAUCGUAUGGUUCAUGCCCAUUAUGUUUCCAGUACAGAAGGGAGAAAGUGCUGUUGCUCUCCAUUGCUCGCUCUCACAUCAGGUCACUUGCCCCGUAGGAAAGAUCCCAGAGGAAGCCAAGGCUCUGUCCCUUCUGGCACCCGCAGCCCCAGUGCCCAGUUUGAUGCCCGGCGGAGGACUGCUGCCCAUCCCCAGCCCUGCCCCGCUGCAGAACCAGUUGGGUUUGCCGCUGGCAGCACGGGCCCCACUGCACCUCGGGCUCGACUCGCCGCUGAGCGCCAUCUCCUCUCAACCCCCCAUCAUGGGCAACGUGGACCCUUCCAAAAUCGACGAGAUCCGCAGGACGGUGUAUGUCGGCAAUCUCAAUUCUCAGACCACCACGGCAGACCAGCUGCUGGAGUUCUUCAGGCAGGUCGGCGAGGUGAAGUUUGUGCGCAUGGCAGGAGACGAGACUCAGCCGACGCGCUUUGCCUUCGUGGAGUUUGCCAACCAGGACUGUGUGGCUCGAGCGCUCGCUUUCAACGGAGUCAUGUUUGGGGACAGACCUUUAAAGAUCAACCAUUCCAACAACGCCAUUGUGAAGCCUCCGGAGCUGACUCCUCAGGCUGCUGCUAAAGAACUGGAGGACGUGAUGAAGCGCGUGAGAGAGGCUCAGUCCACCAUAGCGGCAGCCAUCGAGCCAGUAGAGGACAAAAAGCGCUCCUCCAGCAGAUCCAGGAGAUCAAGAAAGUCCCAUUCCAGAUCUCGCUCUCAUUCCCGUUCUCGCUCGCAACGGAAACGCUCCCGAUCCAGACACGGGGGCCGGCCGUCUCAGAGCGCGUGGAGGAGGACGGCUGACUCGCACAAGAGACACUCCAGAGACAGGAGAUAUAGCCGCUCACACUCCAGAGAAAGGCGGAAAGACAGGGAUGGGAAGAUGAGGAGGGGGGCUGAUGCUGACGAUAGGAGAAGGGACAAAAAGGGAAGAAUGCCUUUUAAAGGUUACAGAGGAUCCUCGAGAUCCCCCAGCAACAGCAGGGGACACAGGAAGAGGAGCAAAUCACGCUCCAGAUCUGUAAGGAAGAAAGCAAGGUCUCCAUCACCAAAAAGAGGAAAGAAAGACCGGAGGAGAGAACCUGGGCGGGACAGCGGUAGGGAGUGGAGAGCGAGAUCAACAUCCCGGAGGAGGAGCAGAGACUCGGACAGGCAGAAGAGCAAAGCCAAGUCCAAACAGAUGGAGAGCGGGUACAAGCAGAAGGAACAGGACUACGAGAGCGAUGGUGAAGACAUGGGCGGAUCAGGUGUCAGCGAAGACUUUUCUCCUCACGCCCAUCACAACGGCGAGUACAGCAGCAUGCACGCAGACGAGGGCGAGGACUUCUCCAGAGCUGAGUAAAACCCACUGACUGAAUUACGGCGAGCCGACACUUCACCAGGGUUCACAUACUUGAAAUGUUCAUGUUCUUCUUUGUACAGUGUUUUCUCUCUUUUUCUCUCAAUCAUGCUGUUAAGAUUCUUCAAACUGUUUUUUUUUUUUUUUUUCUUUUUCUUUGUGCUACUUAUAGUACGAGAGCUAUAUUGAAAUAUCCUGUAUGCUUGUGUGUGUGUGUGUGUGUGUGUGUGUAUAGAUCCAGAUUUCUAUUUCCUUUCUUCUGUUUUGUCAUUUUUAGAUAUGAAGCACCUCAUGGACCUGCCUCAAUACUCGUCACACUAUCUAAUAUCCUGACUUUUUACUAGAAUCCAGGGGAUCAUUUCUUUUACACUCAUUUAUUGAUAUAGUUAUGCAAAUGCCCUCAGUUAUUAGGAGUAUAACCUUAGUAAUAACAUGUUAAAGGAAAUACGGGGGACACACACACACAUAGUAUGUAAAAAGUGCCUGGGGAAAAAGAUGCACAUAUUAUGUAUAAUUAUAAAGCAUAGAUAUAGCUUGUGCAUUUAUCUCAGUAACCCAUUAACAAGGCUAGUAGUCAGUGCUUUUUAGAUGUAUUUUUUGCACAGUAUUUUGCAUAAACCAGUAAAUAAUGAUGAGGUAUACAGUACUAUUACUGUACAGUGUUACUAAAACCGUCCGUCAGAUUUUUUCAGCUGGGUUUUCUUUUUUCCCGUCAUGUUUUAUGUGCAAGUCUUUAAAAUUGAAGGAAGAAUUGGUGAUAUCUGACUGUAAAAAAAUAUAUAAUAUAUAUAUAUAUAUACACACACACACACACACAAAUAUAUAUAAUAAAAAGUGUGUGCGUGUGUGUAUAUAUAAUAUGUAUAACUGACUUGAGUUCUACAUUCUCAUCCAAAUUUGGGAACAUUACAAAGAUCCUGAAAAUAAAUUUUUUUAUAUAGUUUUGUUUAGUCAAAGAUGUAGUUUGGCCAUACAUGUAUGUAUACUGUAUAUAGUUGAGUACAGAUGUUUGCACACCCUUAGGACAAAAUGACGAUUAAAUAAAAAUAAGAAAAGCAAAAAAAAAAAAAAAAGUGUUAAUUUCAAUAAUGAAGGUUUGUAGUGUAUGUUGUGACAUUAAUAGAAGGGGGGAACGUUUGCAUUUCUUUCCACGCGUGUGAUUCUUCUCUGCAUCGUCAUUUAAUCAGUUCUGGAGUCACUGGAAAAUUUCUUUUUAAACUGUUAUGGAUUGUUGUCUAAUCGCAGGACGUGCCCAUGUGUGUUUCGUAUUUACCUUCCUAGAAUUGUAUUUUGUUCUUGAACUGUAAAACAAAGAUGCAUUUCACUUCUUUUUUUUUUUUUUUUUUUCUCUUCUUUUUUUU